Messenger RNA from Dentiscutata erythropus, 344 nucleotides. The record is from the annotation of a GenBank genome assembly. Lineage: Eukaryota; Fungi; Glomeromycota; Glomeromycetes; Diversisporales; Gigasporaceae.
CUGUAAAACCUCUAAUAACAGUAAGAGGUUUUAAGUCUUGUUUUGGAACAACUUCUUCUGCACCCGAUCUACCUAUUAAACAUAUUGUUCCUUCUUCACAAGCUGAAAGAGAUUUAUUAAGAGCCAUGGCUAACUUGACUAAUAGGAUAUUAUCAAGUACAGGUUCAAAAAGUUUGUCAAAGAUAAGGAAUCAACAUCCCGAAGUAUUUACUAAAUUAGAGACUUAUUAUAAAAUAGUUCAAAUGUUAGCUUCAUAUCAUUAUAGAUUACCCACAAGAAGACUUGUUAGUGAACUAUUUAAUGUAGAUUUUACUGCUGAAACUUUUGAUCAACUUGAUAAUUUG